Molecule: messenger RNA, 849 nt
Organism: Bubalus bubalis (water buffalo)
Lineage: Eukaryota; Metazoa; Chordata; Mammalia; Artiodactyla; Bovidae
Product: keratin, high-sulfur matrix protein, B2A
Exons: 1
Coding region: 62-490 (142 amino acids)
Cellular component (GO): keratin filament
Source: RefSeq, a predicted model, not a curated record
AAGGUGCAGCCAAAACUCAAAAACUUCUCUUAACAACCCUCCUCUCUCAACUCCUGACACCAUGGCCUGCUGUUCCACUAGCUUCUGUGGAUUUCCCAUCUGUUCCACUGGUGGAAACUGUGGCUCCAGCUGCAGCCAGCCAACCUGCUGCCAGACCAGCUGCUGCCAGCCAACCUGCCUCCAGACCAGUGGCUGUGAGACCGGCUGUGGCAUUGGCGGCAGCAUUGGCUAUGGCCAGGUGGGUGGCAGCGGAGCUGUGAGCAGCCGCACCAGGUGGUGCCGCCCUGACUGCCGCGUGGAGGGCACCAGCCUGCCUCCCUGCUGUGUGGUGAGCUGCACAACCCCCUCCUGCUGCCAGCUGUACUAUGCCCAGGCCUCCUGCUGCCGCCCAUCCUACUGUGGACAGUCCUGCUGCCGCCCAGCCUGCUGCUGCCAGCCCACCUGCACUGAGCCCAUCUGUGAGCCCAUCUGCUGUGAGCGCACCUGCUAAAAGCAAGGCUGCUGAUUACUUAAGAAUGAAAGGGGAAGUAGAACAAACCUGUGCUGAUCUCUGAGGAACCAUUCAAUUUUUCAUGGAUGCUAAGUAUCGCGAAGUUUCUAAGCUGCUCAGAAAUGAAAGUCUUAGGACACUUUUGAAUGUUCUGCAAUAGCGCACUGAAAACAGGCCUCAACCACGGUGUCUGGAUUUCCUGCCUUGCUUGAGCAGAGUACCAGACUCGAGUAGCUCUUCAUUUCAGUGACAUCUCUGAUCUCUUUCCUCUCUCUUGAUUCCCACAUAUUUUCAGACCUGCUUUCUCCUUCAAUAUCCCCUGUUAAUUUCAAAUAAAAUAUUUAAACUUGCAAAGCAAA